Messenger RNA from Amborella trichopoda, 3565 nucleotides. The record is from RefSeq and is a predicted model, not a curated record. Lineage: Eukaryota; Viridiplantae; Streptophyta; Magnoliopsida; Amborellales; Amborellaceae.
AGACCCCAGUCCGGAUAAAUAGUAUCUUUGUAGAAAAUCCCUUAAUUUUUUAUGUUAUAUGAAGUGGGUGAAAGGAUUCAAGCUGGAAAUCACCGCACAUUCCAAUGGAUGUAGCAACUUGCUUCUUUCUUUUACGUAUCGUAAACAAAGGCUGCUUCACACAAACUACAUCAAUUUGCAUUCGAUUUUGGUUUCAGCUCUCUCUCUAAAAAUCUCCUAUAUCAUCAAUGAUGACCAGGCCGGUGUAGUUGAUGUGUCUUGGCCUCCAUGGCUUCAAACAUAGAGAGUUAUACUCAGGAUGCUUUUGGUGAUCCUUAUGUGUUCCAUGAAGCUGAUAAUGAAGAAACAAGUGAGAGAACGGCUGAAUUUUUGCUCCCAGGUUUGCGAUUUCUCUCGAAAUCAAAUGCUUGGGCUGGUCCUGAUCAUUGGAAAUUUAGGAAAGUGAAAGGUUCAGAGGAGGUUCUGGAUUCUUCAAACAAUCCCCUGAUGGAAACGAAGCGGCCAAAGAACAAAAAGCAAGAACCCUCUUUCAUUGAUUUCAUGAAGUCUUUUGAGUUGGAGAGACUAGAUUAUUUUAAUCCUCCUAAAAAUCUAAAGACAUUAUUAUUGCCUGGUAAUAAUGCUCCUUGAAACACCACUCUUCCAGAGGAUUGUCACUAUCAACCUGAGAAUCUGGUUAAAUUUGUUUCUGCUUCCAUGCGUCAUGGUAAAUAUUGCCACCAGGGUGUAAAUCCUUGCCUGGUAUUUCCUUUUGUCUUGGAAUAUUAUAUGUUUGUUUGUUUGUUUUAUGCUGAUGAAUAAAUACUUCUGUUGUCUUGUAGUGCAUUGGAAUGAAAAGAAAAAAAACAUUUGGUAAGCUAUAUUACCAUUUCCUCUUCUCCUAGAUGUAUAUUCACUGCGUGGCUUAAAAUUUAACUUUCAUGGCAUUUUUGUCAUUAUCCAUGGAAAUGAUUUUGUUUUAUCUAUGUCAUAAAUAAACCUUGUCGUUUAUCCAAUUGUGAUCCAUAUGUUUCAUUUUUUCUUCAUUUUAGUUUAUUUCUUUGGUUAUUAUGAUCAUUGAUAUUGAUUCAGUCCUUCGAUAUAACAUUCAAUGCAUGUGAACCUCGGUAACUUUGCAAUGCUCAUCAAAAUGAUGUAUCAUGAUUGCAGGCAUUGUGUCCUAGUAUGGUAACCUGCUCUGCUAGAUUUAACAAUUCUCAGCUUGAUUCCUAGCUGCUUUGUCUAGAUGUUGUCUUUAAUAUCUUUUUUUUCCUGAUGAAAUUCUUUCCCUGGAGACAUGAACUCCUCUCCAGCCUUUUACUGUUAGGUAUGAACUAGUGCCGUGCGUAAGGGAUCAACUUCAGUAGACCAAAAUUCAAAUGUGAAAUUAUGAUAAGGUAAACAAAUCAACCCAUUAAUUGGCCAUGAUCAAUGAUCCUUUUUAUUGACAACAAAAUCAAAACUGUGAUAAUCUCAAAAAUUUGGAUAUUCUGUAACCAAGCCUGUUUGAAGAUGAAUGGGAUAUCUCUCAAUCCUAGAUAUAGUAUUUUCAUCACCUCUGACUUUCCUUAUUCAAGGACACCAAACUGGCAUGAGAUUUACCAAACUCAUAUAUUGAUAGAAAGCUUCUAGCUUUUAGAAAGCUAGAAGCACCUAUUUUUUCUUUCUUUCCCUUUUGUUUCUUUUGUUCUGUGCAUCACGGAAUAGUCCUGUACUUUUGAGGUAAAAACUUGUAUUUAUGGUGUGGACUAUUGGUUUAAACAACAAAGGAUGCCUUUAUAUGUACCAUUCUCAACUUGUCACAUCUAUAUUGUAGUGGGAAAACAAGUCUCAGGUCGUUCGUGGUCCUUGGGGCAGUGUACAUGUUGAAGGAAACUAAGCCAGAAACUAGUGUUAAACAAGCUGUUUUAACCUCUAAUUUCACUUUUAAAGUGGACCAUUCAUCCAAUACCCCCUUGAGAAAGUUCAAAUAGACAGUUAUAGAGAAUUGCCCUAUAUUCCGUAAUUUAUCAAGCUUUUGAGGUUUUUGUAUCUGUGGUCUUAAAUGGAAAUAAUAUUUGGACGCCUUGCUAAAAAUUUUAACUCAUCAGUGGUUGUUCAAUGGAUAUGGAGCUCGUAAUUCAUUGUUUUUGUGGCAAAUUACAUAGCACUGGAUGAUCCAAGUUAUCUAUUUAUGGUGAUGCUUUUUUAUAUAUAAUCAGUUAUGAGUCCUGCAAUUGGUGAUUUAAUGUGAAGUAUUUAAUUGACCUGUCUUUUAUUUUUGAUAGCUUAUACUGAAGACCUCAAUACAUCUGAAUCGGUACCAUCAUGGGAUGCAGCAAGUGACAUUUCUUCUCACCAUGACAAUUAAAAUAUUCAUAGCAAUAAUGAAGACUCAAGUGAUCUAGGACUCAAGUGAUCUAGUUUCUAAACCUCGGCAGCAGGAUUGAGGCCCAUACGCGCCUGACUUGUGGCAAUAAAUGUCCCCUUGAAUUUUAAAAGAAAAUUCAGACUUUACCCCCAACCUUUAAACGCCCGGUUCUCUCUAGACACGGGCGAUUUCACACAGGGCGAUUUCAUGAUGAUGGAAUCGGCGGCACCUACUUGCCUAGACACAGGCGAUUUCACACGGGGCUAUUUCACGAUGAUGGAAUCGGCAUCGACUCGCCUAGACAUGGGCGAUUUCACACGAGGCGAUUUCACGAGGAUGGAAUCGGCACCGACACGGGCAAUUUAGAGCAAUUUCACGAUGAUGGAAUCGACACUGACUCGCCUAGACACGGGCGAUUUCAUGAUGAUGGAAUCGGCACCGACACAGGCGAUUUAGAGCGAUUUCACGAUGAUGGAAUCGACACCAACUCGCCUAGACACGGGCGAUUUAGACAUGGGCGAUUUCACAUAUUGUGAUGGAAUCGGUACCGACUCGUCGAGUUAUCGCUACGAACCGCCCUAUUCUCUCGGCGCCGACUCGGACUCUACGAUGAUGGAAUUGGCACCGACUCGCCUAGACACGGGCAAUUUCAGAUAUUGUGAUGGAAUCAGCACCAACUCGUUGAGUUAUCGCUAGGAACCGCCCGGUUCUCUCAGCACCGACUCUACGAUGAUGGAAUCGGCACCGACUCGCCUAGACACGGGUGAUUUCACUUAUUGUGAUGGAGUCGACACCAACUCGUCGAGUUAUCGCUACGAACUGCCCGGUUCUCUCGGCGCCGACUCGGACUCCAGGAUGAUGGAAUCGGCACCGACUCGCCUAGACAUGGGCGAUCAAAACACGGGCGAUUUCACAUAUUGGGAUGGAAUCAGCACCGACUCGUCGAGUUAUCGCUACGAACUGCCCGGUUCUCUCGGCACUGACUCGGACUUGCCUAGACACAGGCAAUUUCACAUAUUGUGAUGGAAUCAGCAUCAACCCACCGAGUUAUCGCUACAAACCACCCGGUUCUCUCGGCACUGACUCACCGAGUUAUCGCUAUUUUCUCUAGACACGAGCGAUUUUGCAUAUUGUGAUGGAAUUGUGAUGGAAUCGGCAUGGGGAUGCCGAUUCCCAAAACACUGAUGUCAAGAGAUUAUUUUUAUUUAGGAGGGACGAACUGCCUGGUUCUCUCUA